UUACGUUCGAUACAAUGUAGACUAUAUAACGCAGCCGCAUAACCUGCGUGUAAGUUGUGCAUUUUGGGUGUUUUUUUUUCUUUUGGGAGAAGAAUGAAGUCUCGCCUCCCUCUGUCUGUUCUUGCCCUUUCGUGGCUCUUUGGGCUGACCGCCGCUCAGCUCCGAGAGCCAGGCGGAAGUACUAGGUCGAGCCCGAGAGGUACACGGGCCAUCAGGAAGCCCGCGUCCAUCCAGCGACCGAGAAUAAAGCUGCCCGAAUUCGGGAACCCCGAUGACCAGCCGCCCGCCCUGGAGGCGCUGACGCCUGAGCUGCUCGACGGCGCGGGGGCGCCUCUCCCAGGCGAGGUCCGGCGUCUCCUCAAGCCGGCCCCCCCGAAGCGCCCCGCGCCGCCCAGCGGCCCCCGGCGGGCCGUCUCGGUCACCUGCACGGGCAGUAAAAUGAUCGUGAGGGUGAGGCCGGCUUUCCACGGGUUCGGGGCGACAGGCGGCGAGCUGACGCUGGGCUCCGGAUGCAAGAGCAACGGCAGGCUCCGGCCGUCCGGCGACCUGCUCUUUCGGUACCCCCUGCUAGCCUGUGGCAGUCAGAAACGGACGCCCAUAGGUUACAUCGUCUACAGGAAUGUCCUCCACUACAUCCCCGCGGAAGAGCCGGGGCCGGUCCGGAGAUCCCAUCCCAUUAACGUGGGAGUUGAAUGCCGGUAUAAAAGAUACCACUAUUCCUACAAGCUUGCGGUGCACCCGACUUGGCAGCCUCCGUCCCUGCUCAAGCCGCUGGAGAACGAGAAGGGCGGGUUCAAGCUGCAGCUCAUGAGCGAUGACUGGAUGGCAGAGUCGGAUUCUAACAUCUUCUAUGUGGGAGAAUCCAUUAACUUCCAGGCCUCUGCGCGUCGGCUGGCGGCAGGAAAGAAGCUGUACAUCAAAUCCUGCCAUGCUGCCCUGUCCGCAGACCCCAGCUCCCAGAGCAUCUACUCUGUGAUUCAGAACUACGGGUGUAUGGUGGACAGCAAGAUUAAAGGCAGCAUCUCGAAAUUUGUCCCACCCAGAACUGACUCCACCAUAAAAUUCACCAUUGACGCUUUCCAGUUUAAAAAGAAGCCACUGUCUAAGAUGUUUCUUCACUGCACCAUGUUUGUUACCAGCAGCAGAACCAGCCAGAUGGCGAAAUCCUGCACCUAUGACCAAAGACAGAGACGGUGGGAGGAACUGGAGGGCGCUGUCAAUUCGGCAUGCAGGUGCUGUCAAUCGAGCUGCACUGCCCCCAAGACGGACUCGCCCCCGGUGGUGGAUGUGCGGUCCAGCCGUGCUUUCGUGAUCGCCAGCGACGUUCUCGACGCGAUCCGUCGGGCGGACGAUCUGAGCCACUUUGCCAGCAUCUCCCUGGCCCAUGACGACCAGCCUCCGGCGGAGGAGGAUUCUGUUUCUGAGGAAGAAGGGUUCAUAGGGGAUGAGGAGGAAGGCGACAAGUUUGUGGAUGUGGGAAACUGAAUUCCUGGAUCCCUAUCGGGCUCCGUGAUGAGCCUGCUCCAGCCUCAUGAUGCAAACCGUUUAUAUGAAUCGAAAUAAAUGCCAUGCCUUUCUUUUCUGGGGGCUAAACGAUGA
Molecule: messenger RNA, 1599 nt
Organism: Lepisosteus oculatus (spotted gar)
Lineage: Eukaryota; Metazoa; Chordata; Actinopteri; Semionotiformes; Lepisosteidae
Product: zona pellucida sperm-binding protein 3-like
Source: RefSeq, a predicted model, not a curated record